This is a messenger RNA of Seminavis robusta, 1296 nucleotides long. Lineage: Eukaryota; Bacillariophyta; Bacillariophyceae; Naviculales; Naviculaceae. The record is from the annotation of a GenBank genome assembly.
AUGUGCCCGCGUAAAUUAACUAGAAGGAAAUGGCCAAAUGAGACGCGGCAAGUUGGACUUGUACGACACAUCUUGUUUCUCACUUUCAUUGUCGCCUUUGUGGCUAGCUCAGGACGACUUUGGAUUACAUUACACCUCAUCAAAGUGUCCGGUUACUUGCAACAUGAAGGAGAUAAUGAUCCUAUCGUUGAUCCUUACCAAGAAUCGCCAAACACAAACACUAACGUAGCAGUUGAGAAUGGCUCCCUUCAGGAACACCCCAUCAGUUACUUCAGGCAGCUGUCGCUUGCAAACAAACAUGACAAGGAAGAUAUCCUAAAUUUACUACAAGACAACGCAAGAAUCCAAACGCUUACCGAAGAAGCCUAUCUUUCACUACCGACAUGGACUGAGGUGACCAACCUCUACGGAGACAAGCCAAGGACGGUAGGUCUCGAUCAGUGCGCUGCCUACACAUCACACUUGCAGACGAUUGCUGGAAGUCAAAAGGGAAUCGCGGUUGCCGGCCUCUUCAACUCUGGAACGCAUUUCCUUCAUGAAUUGCUGUUGACAAACUGUAACAUCCAAUUCGCGAAUGGAGAAAAACGAUACGUCGGAAUUCACAGCAAGACUCCCUGGGGAAAACACAAUCCACCGCAUAGAAGCCUCUUGGAAGAGAAGGACCCUCAAAGACAAACACUGCCCGUCGUGACGAUCCGAGAUCCUUUCCGAUGGAUGGCAAGCAUGUGCCGGUCGCCGUAUAACGUGAAUUGGCCAUUGAACAACCAACAACAUUCAGUACCUACUAGGCAUUGCCCAGCUCUCGUCCCAACACCUCAUGAUGACCAGCUAUUGAAAAAUCUCGGUGAGGUUCCUCUGGUUGUCAACAGUACAUCUCACUACUUUCCAGCAACAGUAACAUACUCAAAAGAAUCCAUAUCAAAACACAACUCCUUGCUGCAUUUAUGGCAAGACUGGUAUAAUUCCUACUUGGAUCUACAGGCUCCACGCCUAAUGGUCCGCAUGGAAGAUCUGAUCUUCUUCCCCGAUCAGGUUGUACCCAAGCUGUGCCAAUGCGCUGGUGGCAGUCUGAUCAAGUACAACAAGGGAGGAACGGUGUUGGUCCCAUCAGGCUCUGCCAAAGGCCUUCGUGGAGAUCCGUCAAGUAGGGUGACUGGCUAUUUGGAUGCCAUCGUCAAAUAUGGGACUGCAUCGAAGCGAUUCGGUGGAAUGACAGAAGACGACCUGGCCUAUUUCUAUCGGCAUCUGAACUCGAACCUGAUGGGAGAGUUCCAGUAUCCGUAUCCUGAGAAGUAG